Gossypium raimondii (Peruvian cotton) is the source of this 644-nucleotide messenger RNA. Its product is annotated as probable inactive dual specificity protein phosphatase-like At4g18593. The transcript is spliced from 2 exons. The record is from RefSeq and is a predicted model, not a curated record. The coding region runs from base 50 to 442 and encodes 130 amino acids. Gene Ontology annotation, biological process: protein dephosphorylation. Gene Ontology annotation, molecular function: protein tyrosine/serine/threonine phosphatase activity. NCBI's taxonomy places the organism in Eukaryota, Viridiplantae, Streptophyta, Magnoliopsida, Malvales, Malvaceae.
GAAAAAAUUAUACAAAAGCGAUCGAUCAAUUGAAAAUUUCACUUCGAAGAUGGAAGCGACGAACAGCACUGAUUCGGAACCUGUUUCGAAGCCUCAAUUGAUCUAUCGUUGCAAAAGAUGCCGCAGAAUCGUUGCUUCAGAGGAAACUAUAGUUCCUCAUGAGCGAGGGAAAGGGGAAGCAAGUUUUAAAUGGAGAAAAAGGAGUGGGCAUAACAUUGGGGAUGAAGAGAAAGGAUCGACCCAAUGUUCUUCCUUAUUCGUUGAGCCUUUGAAGUGGAUGCAACCGGUUCAAGAAGGGUAUGUAGAAGAGAAACUUCAGUGUAUGAGUUGUAAAUCUCGGUUGGGUUCGUUUAAUUGGGCAGGUAUGCAAUGUAAUUGUGGAGCUUGGGUUAAUCCUGCUUUUCAAUUGCAUAAGAGUAGGUUAGAUGAGUGUUAUAUGUGAAAAAGAAUUAAGAGUUUAUCGAUGUUGAUUGAUAAUCUAAUCUUUUGCUAAUUCCGUUAUUGGAUAUGGCAGUUUGUUUUAGCAUAUUUUAGCUUUUGGAGAUGAUUCAGUAACCAAAAAAAGAAUCCUAUCCUAUUGUAAUAGAUGGUUAGCUUUAGUAAAUGCUGCUGCUUUUUUUUCAUAUAUAAUCACUUUUCUUGAA